Molecule: messenger RNA, 1816 nt
Organism: Mercurialis annua (annual mercury)
Lineage: Eukaryota; Viridiplantae; Streptophyta; Magnoliopsida; Malpighiales; Euphorbiaceae
Product: protochlorophyllide-dependent translocon component 52, chloroplastic-like
Exons: 7
Coding region: 103-1698 (531 amino acids)
Molecular function (GO): 2 iron, 2 sulfur cluster binding; chlorophyllide a oxygenase activity
Source: RefSeq, a predicted model, not a curated record
UCAAGUUCGAUGAUAAGAGUUGGAGAGCUUGAAAUUUGAUACAUUUUGUCCCUAUUUCACAUUCUCAGCCUGAAAAUUAAAAUUAUCUCAUUUCUGAGCAAAAUGGAAUCUGUUAAAACCUACUCAUUUAACAUCCCAACUUCACUAACAAAAACCAAAUUCCUCAAACCCAACUCGUUAAAUUUCCCGUUCAACUCAUUACCAACUUCAAACUUUCACAAAAAUGCAUCAACAUUCAAACUUUUCACCACUCUAUCAUCAUCAUCAUCGCCGUCUUCUGCCACAACAGAGUCAAUUGAGCCACCGGAGGCAGAGGUAGAAUCCGAUGAGCAGGGAGAUAAAUUUGAUUGGUAUUCGGAAUGGUACCCAGUAAUGCCAGUUUGUGACUUGGACAAAAGGGUGCCACGUGGGAAGAAAAUAUUGGGUAUUGAUGUGGUGGUGUGGUGGGAUAAGAAUGAGAAUUCGUGGAAAGUGUUUGAUGAUGCUUGUCCUCACAGAUUGGCACCCUUGUCUGAAGGCAGGAUUGAUAAGUGGGGAAGGCUGCAGUGCGUGUAUCAUGGCUGGUGUUUUAAUGGCUCCGGUGACUGCAAAUUCAUACCUCAGGCACCACCUGAUGGACCUCCGGUACACACAUCCAAGAGAGCAUGUGUAGUAGCUUAUCCUACCACAGUGCAUCAUGAUAUUGUUUGGUUUUGGCCUAAUGCUGAUCCUCAAUACAAAGAUAUACUUAUGAAAAAGAAACCCCCUUUCAUCUCAGAAUUGGAUGAUCCGUCAUAUACGACAUCAAUGGGAAAUAGAGAUAUUCCCUACGGGUAUGACAUUCUGACUGAAAAUCUCAUGGAUCCUGCUCAUGUCCCCUAUGCACAUUAUGGAUUAAUGCAAACCCGGCAAGUGAAAGAGAAGGCUGAUAGAGAAGGUGGUAGACCACUGGAUAUGAGUGUCAAGAAACUUGACAAAAAUGGUUUUCUCGGAAAACAGGACUGGGGCAGCAGCAAAUUUAUAGCACCAUUGAUAUUUUAUGCUUAUACUGAUAGUACGGCGGAACAAGAGAAUGGAGCUGUUUCAUCCUCUAAAACCAAAAGGAAUAUGGCUUUAAUUUUUAUUUGCAUCCCCGUUAGUCCUGGCAAUAGCAGAUUGAUUUGGGCGUUUCCAAGAAAUUUUGGAGUUUGGAUUGACAAAAUAGUACCAAGAUGGAUGUUUCACGUGGGACAAAAUCUAAUUCUGGAUUCAGAUCUUUAUCUUCUUCAUUUAGAGGAGCGGAAAAUCAUGAAGGCUGGCCCUGCCAAUUGGCAAAAGGCUUGUUUUGUGCCAACCAAGUCGGAUGCUCUGGUAGUCGGUUUCAGGAGAUGGUUGAACAAGUAUGCCGGUGGUCAAGUUGAUUGGAGAGGCAAGUACAAUGGCGAACUUCCUCCUAUUCCGCCUAGAGAACAACUGAUGGACAGGUACUGGUCUCAUGUGGUGAACUGUAGCAGUUGCAAUGCUGCAUAUAAAGGGCUGAAUGCUCUUGAGUUCAGUCUGCAAAUGGCUUCUCUGGUUUCAAUCGGAAUCGUAGCUGCAGUUAAACAAAGCGUUAUGUCGGUAGCUGCCAGAACUGCAUUGAUCACAUUAGCAGUAGCAUGUUUUUUAGCUUCCAGAUUGCUCGCUCGCUUCAUCUACAAGAACUUUCAUUACCAUGACUAUAAUCAUGCAUUUCGGUGAGACGUCUUUGCUUUCUGUUUAGCAGCAAGUAUUUGACAUUAUACAGUAUAGAUAUAUGAUACAAUCAUUUUAUGUACAUCUCAAUGUUGGCAAAUAAUUAGAUGUUGCUGUUAAUAUA